GCUUUAGAGAAUUCAAGGCAGCGUGUGGAUGCCGGACGAGCCCCGAGCCCGUCAUGAACUGGGAUUCCCAGCUGAGUGCCGUGCUGUCGGCCGCGGAUGGCAGCGUGGCUAAAAUCAGGGAGAGACUGAACACAGCAAGUCACUUCUCCAAAGACGUGUACCCCGACAGCGGGCAGUUCCGCAGUGUGUGUUUUGAGGAGUCCCCGCUGUCCCGCCCCUCAGCCCCUCUCUCGGGCGUGCCCAGCGCUGGCAAGCAGUGGGGACAGCUGCCGGAGAUUUUGUCGCGGCUGCAGGACCAGAGCCAGGCCAUCCAGUCCCUGACGCAGGCUGUGAGGUUGCUGGAGAGGGAGCGAGACAAACAGCAGCAGCACCUACAGGCACUGCAAGAGGAAGUGCGGAGGCUGCGGGACCGAGAGCAGCAGAGGGAGAGGGGGGGCUCGGAGACGGAGGGCAGGCUGGACCAGUGGCGCAGGGAGGUCAGGGGGGAGCUGCAGAGCCUGACAGAGAAGCUGGAGAGAGUGGCUGCACGGCAGGACAGCUUCAGUGGCAAACUGCAGCGGGAGGAGAUGGAGCAGCUGAAACGGGAGCUGGAUCACUUGAAGCACAAACUGAGAAGGCAGGAGGAUGACCUGCUGAGCCAGAUCUCAGAGACCAGGGACAUGAGGCGACAGUAUGAGCGCAAUACCAAGAUGCUGGAAAGCCUGGCGGACAGCUACAGGGGCCACGCGGAGGACCUGACGAGGACGCUGUCGCAGCAGCAGAGCGCACAUCAUGAUCUGCACAGCCUCAGGUCCUGUGUGUCUGAGCUGAAGGAUGAGAUGAGAGGGCUGAGGCUUGCUGACAGCCAGCCUAUGUCAUCACAUGGUACACGGAGGGCAGGUGACUGUGUGAGCGGGAGGCAGCACCAGCAGUCCAGAGAAUCAGGGGGCUCUGACCUGCUGGAAGAGGACUCGGAGGGCGAGCUCAGUCCCAGCCUCAGCCUGGGGGACGUCAGUUCAGAGGACCUGUCCCUGCUGUCCGAGACGCCUGCCCCGCCACAGCCUCGAACAGGCACCAGACCUCACCAUCUCUUGGAAGGAAGUGACAAUGGGGAAGCAGGAAGUGGGCUGGAUGAGGAGGAAGAAGUCCUCAGCAUCGAGGAGGACCUGGGUGAGCUGUCUGACAGCCCACCUGAACUCAACCUCAGCGACCUCUAGCUUGUCUUCUGCCUUUCACCCCAUUAACUCCAUCACCCCCAGUGGAAGGAGCUACUGGCCCUUGACUGACAGAGGUGUAUACCACGAUCACCGUGUUUCUCAAAGAAGCUUCCAGCCUGGCACAUGUUCUGAUGGCUGUCUUUUAGCUGAAAUCAUUUAUUUUGGGCCACAUUUAUUUUGGGCUUUGUUCCCUGCCCUGUGGUUGGAGGGUACACUUUUUAGGUUUACAAUGAACAAAGAAAGGUAGACAAGGAUAAGGAUAAAAAGCUGGAGGGAGGAGAAGAAAAAAGUGAUGGAGGAAGGGAUUGCUUUUCCUAAUUUCAGUAUUACCCACAUCAGAAGAAAUGAGAGAGCAGAGGGCUCAGCACCACAGUGAUCUUUGGAGUUCCUUCAGAAGCCAGGACUCGCUUACUCUCCCUGUGGUCCCUGGAGACUGCCGUUCUAUCCUUUCUCAGAACGCCCGAUGCUCCUACUUUUAUUAAAGAAAAAAGGUGCGCUCAUCA
Messenger RNA from Lepisosteus oculatus (spotted gar), 1699 nucleotides. NCBI's taxonomy places the organism in Eukaryota, Metazoa, Chordata, Actinopteri, Semionotiformes, Lepisosteidae. The record is from RefSeq and is a predicted model, not a curated record.